CAGAACUGAGCCUCUACUUUAGUCAAUCCUCUUUGAGCUCAACAGCCCAGUUAGUAAAUCAAUGAAUUUUCGAAAGUGAAGUGAAAUAAAAACAAAUAGAGAUGGUGGAUGCUUCGACAAAGAAAAGUUUGAGUGGAAUUCCUCUCUUGAAAACAAAAGCUGGACCUCGGGAUAACGAACUUUGGCCGAAAAGGCUCCAGGAGGAAUUGACAUGUCUGAUUCAGUACACGAAGAAUAAUAAAGAAGCGGACAAUCAUUGGUUCCACUUGCAACCGAAUGAGGGUGGAACCAAGUGGUUCGGAAAAUGUUGGUUUAUCCAUAAUUUGUUGAAGUACGAGUUCGAUGUUGAAUUCGAUAUUCCUGUAACGUAUCCAAUGACAGCUCCAGAGUUGGCAUUACCAGAAUUAGAUGGGAAAACCGCUAAAAUGUACCGAGGAGGGAAAAUAUGUCUCAGUGACCACUUCAAACCACUUUGGGCUCGCAAUGUUCCUAAAUUUGGAAUUGCUCAUGCAAUGGCACUCGGGCUCGGGCCCUGGAUGGCCGUUGAGGUCCCCGACUUGAUCGAGAAAGGAGUGAUAAAGCACAAGGAUCAAUGCGACUCCAAAUAACGA
Fopius arisanus is the source of this 611-nucleotide messenger RNA. It is a transcript of the gene Ufc1, whose product is annotated as Ubiquitin-fold modifier conjugating enzyme 1. Gene Ontology annotation, cellular component: cytoplasm. Gene Ontology annotation, molecular function: UFM1 conjugating enzyme activity. NCBI's taxonomy places the organism in Eukaryota, Metazoa, Arthropoda, Insecta, Hymenoptera, Braconidae. Bases 102 to 608 code for a protein of 168 amino acids. Gene Ontology annotation, biological process: protein K69-linked ufmylation. The record is from RefSeq and is a predicted model, not a curated record. The transcript has 4 exons.